This is a messenger RNA of Drosophila ficusphila, 1729 nucleotides long. Its product is annotated as putative ATPase N2B. Gene Ontology annotation, cellular component: mitochondrion; cytoplasm. The record is from RefSeq and is a predicted model, not a curated record. Bases 141 to 1514 code for a protein of 457 amino acids. Lineage: Eukaryota; Metazoa; Arthropoda; Insecta; Diptera; Drosophilidae. The transcript is spliced from 4 exons. Gene Ontology annotation, molecular function: ATP hydrolysis activity; ATP binding.
UGUAGAUAGCAGCCCUGGCCUUAAAAAUUUCACGGCCAACAGCCGAAAUUCGCGGUCAGAAACGCGGAAAUCUCUAGUUUUAUGUAAUGUUUAGUUGACGAGGAAAUAUCCGAUUUGCGCGCUAAUUGUCCUACUCUGCAAUGUUUAACUAUCGCCUCGGGGUUGUGGUCCGCUGCGCGCGGCAGAAGCCGCUGUUGUUAUGGGCGCCCGUCUGCCACCAAAGUUCUCUCAGCCCGUUGAAGGAAUACGAACAGCGUGUCAGUUCUGGCCAAAUGAAGAAAGAUGACAGGCAGUUUCAAACGAUGAAGGAGCUAGAUGCACUGUACCACAAAAUUCAGAGGUAUAAGCCCAGCUACAAGGAGGGAGGUAGGGGCGGUGGCUUCUUUAGCUCCCUCUUCGGCCGCAAGUCAUCCGGGGAUGAAGAUCAGGAUGAUCCCAACGCUGGCAGCCACGCCCCUCAGGGGCUGUACCUUUACGGUAGCGUGGGAGUGGGCAAAACUACACUGAUGGACUUGUUCUUUGACUGCUGCACUAAGAUCAAUCGCAAGCAACGCGUCCACUUCACUUCGUUUAUGAACAGCGUGCACACCCGCAUUCACGAGGCCAAGCAGAGACAGGGUCCUGUUGACCGGGCCUUCAACUCGGAGAAGCCUGAGCCCUUCGAUCCGACUAAACCAGUUGCUGACUUGAUUGCUAGGGAGUCCUGGCUUAUAUGCUUUGACGAGUUCCAGGUGACGGAUAUAGCCGACGCCAUGGUGUUGAAGCGCCUGUUCACUCACCUUUUCCGGCAUGGAGUUGUUGUUGUCGCCACGAGCAAUCGACAUCCCGAGGAUCUGUACAAAAAUGGCUUGCAGCGAACAAACUUUCUGCCCUUUAUUGCGCUUCUUCAGAAGCGUUGCAGAGUGUCCCAAUUAGAUUCCAUUGACUAUCGACGAAUUGCUCAGUCUGGAGACACCAACUACUUCGUCAAAGGCCAAACGGAUGCAGAUGGGAGCAUGAAUCGCAUGUUUAAAAUCCUUUGCGCUGAAGAGAACGAUAUUAUCCGACCGCGAACCUUGACUCAUUUUGGUAGGGACUUAACAUUCAACCGCACAUGCGGCCAAGUGUUAGACAGCACCUUUGCGGAUCUGUGUGAUCGCGCUUUGGCUGGCAGCGAUUACCUGCAGAUUUCGCAGUUCUUUCACACCGUCCUUAUAAGAGAUGUGCCACAACUUACCCUGGACUUGAAGGCACAGAUGAGACGCUUCAUAACGCUAAUAGACACCCUGUACAAUAAUCGAGUGCGCGUCGUCAUCUCCGCCGACGUCCCGCUAGAAAGUUUAUUCAGUUUUUCUGGAGGAUCCAAAACUCUUUCAGAUUCCGAAAGAACUUUGAUGGAUGACUUGAAAAUAAACGAAUCCAAAGCUAGUUUUUUCACUGGUGAAGAGGAGCUCUUCGCCUUCGAUCGCACCCUUUCACGACUCUACGAAAUGCAGAAGCGGGAGUACUGGGAGCAGUGGGCCAAACAUCGAUAAAAACCCCAUAAAGCAAAGCAGGAGUUCAAUUAGCGCAAAAAAUUCCCCGUAUCACAAAGCAGUAGUUCAAUUAGUGCAAUUAAAUUAUUUGUUUUCUACCUCGACGUCGUGGUAUUUUACUGACAAAAUAACCCUUAAAAAUUUAAUUUUUCAUGAACUUGCAAUAAGUGCCUUUGGCAAGUAUUAAAGCAAUAAAAAAAAUGUACAUAAAGUUA